Molecule: messenger RNA, 3933 nt
Organism: Amphibalanus amphitrite
Lineage: Eukaryota; Metazoa; Arthropoda; Thecostraca; Balanomorpha; Balanidae
Product: putative protein kinase C delta type homolog
Exons: 1
Coding region: 303-3281 (992 amino acids)
Biological process (GO): intracellular signal transduction; peptidyl-serine phosphorylation
Molecular function (GO): protein serine/threonine kinase activity; ATP binding
Source: RefSeq, a predicted model, not a curated record
CGUGCCAUAAACCACGGCGGACGCCGAUGGCUGGCAGGGGCUCUGCCGGCCCCGGCAAUCAGAUCGCGGUGAACUGCGCAGGUCGCCGCUAGUCUCCGCGCUGCGCGACAACUAACCCCGGUGCUGUGAUCCUGAACAGAGCUGUGGCUGUGUUAAAAACGCGUUCGAAAGGAGAAUUCAAACAUGCAUUACAACGACCAACAGUGGCGUGAUUAGUAGAGUGCGUAAAGGUGGCAACGGUGUAAGGGACACGAAACUGCGGGGGUUGAUCGAAGCUGUGCUACAGGACAGCUAACUUCAAGAUGGCGCCCGUAUUUACGCUGGCUCUGCGGAGUGUAGACUUUGGGGACGGGCCGAUGGAAAUAGUCGACAUCCAAGGACUGGAGGCGCAGCUGGAGCGCAAGGAAGCUGUCAAGGGUGAGGACGGCAAGACCACGCUCGUGCAUCAGCACACGUUCACCGUUCACUCCUUGCGAAACGCGUUCGUCGUUCCAGUCAAGGACAAGUCAUUCUUUGAGAUCACGCUCAGUUUCAAGUCUGGCAGCAAGCUGCAGACGCUAGUGGCUGCCAACACCUUGCUGCAAAAGUGCGAGGACAACAAACAGAACCACGCACAGGUGGUGCUCAAGCUCAAGCCCUCCGGUAAACUGAACCUCCGAGUGAAGCUGGCUGAUGAUGGCGAGAGCGACGAAACGCCCGAAGGCAUGGAGAUUGAAACUCAGACAGCCACUCCCGCAAGGCGCGGGGCGGUCAAACACCUCAAGGUUUAUGAGGUGCGCGGCCACAAAUUCGUCGCCAAAUUCUUCCGCCAGUUCACCUUCUGUGCCUUUUGCCACAAGUUCAUGUGGGGCUUCAAGAAGCAAGGCUACCAGUGCCAGCAGUGUCAGUGCUCAGUUCAUCGCGACUGCCACGGCAAAAUCCUGUCACGUUGUCCGGGCUCUGCCGCCGAGAGUGAGCAGAGCGUCAUCCUGCGAGAACGCUUCAACAUCAACAUCCCGCACCGUAUGAAGGUGCACAGCUACCGCACGCCGACGUUCUGCGAUCACUGCGGUACUCUGCUGUACGGCCUGAUCCGACAGGGUCUACAGUGCGAGGUGUGCGAACUCAAUUGCCACAAGAAAUGCGAAGCCAUGCUGCCAAACCUCUGCGGCAUCAAUCAGGAGAAGUUGCAAGACAUGCUCAAAAUAGUACGCGAAGAGUCAACGCGACCGAAGAAGGGAAGCACAGAGAACCGGCUGGAACCGAUCAAGGAAACUGACGGUCCGGUACAGAUUAGUGACGAGGCAGUACAACUGCCUCCGCGUGAAGAGAAACCCGACAGAAAGGACUCCCUGGCGCUCAUCGAGCCGCCGCCAGAGCCGAGCGUACCCAGCUUCAACGUCAACGACUUCAACAUGCUGAAGGUUCUCGGCAAGGGCAGCUUCGGGAAGGUGAUGCUCGCAGAGAUGAAAAUUGUGCCCAACCGAUCAUUCGCCAUCAAGUGUCUCAAGAAAGAUGUGGUCCUCGACGACGAUGAUGUUGACUGCACGCUGAUCGAGCGAAAUGUGCUGGCGAUGGGCACGCAGCACCCAUUCCUUUGCAGUCUCUUCUGUACGUUCCAGUCGCCGUCUCAUCUCUUCUUCGUCAUGGAGUUCCUCAAUGGUGGAGACCUCAUGUUCCACAUCCAGCAAGCGGGACGCUUCGAGCAGGACCGCGCUCGCUUCUAUGCCGCUGAAAUUCUCUGUGGUCUUCAGUUUCUCCAUUCGCACAAUAUUGUCUACCGUGACAUCAAGCUGGACAAUAUCGUGCUGGACUCGGAUGGUCACGCGCGCAUCGUGGACAUGGGUCUGUGUCGAAUGAACGUGUCUGACCAGAACCGCUGCGCCACGUUCUGUGGCACACCCGACUACCUGGCGCCAGAGAUCGUGAAGGGCAAGCGCUACGACCAGGCCGUCGACUGGUGGUCGUUCGGAAUCCUCCUUUACGAGAUGCUGAUCGGACGGUCGCCGUUCUCGGGAACGGACGAGGACGAGCUGUUCUGGUCCAUCUGCAACGAGGACGUCUACUAUCCACGCUACCUCUCAGUUCAGGCGAAGGAGGUUCUAGGGCUGCUCCUUGUCCGAGAACCAGAGAAACGACUGGGCAUGCCCGGAUGUCCGGCAGGCAGCAUCCGCGAUCAGGUCUUCUUCAAGUCGAUCAACUGGGAGAAACUGGAAAAGAAGAGGGUGCAGCCACCGGUGAAACCAAGGGUGAAGAACUCGCGUGACUGGUCGUGCUUUGACAAGACGUUCCUGCGAGAGACACCGGCGCUUACUGUGAUGGACAAGGAAAUCAUGAAAACUAUCGACCACGACAUAUUCAGCGACUUCGCCUACGUCAACGAAGCCAUGUUCCAGGACGUCACGACAGAUGCAAGGAAGAUGUCGAAGGCCGAGGCGCCAAACCGAAAAAUCUCAAAGCAGCAAGAAGGUGAGAAGGCACUCAUGCUAAAGCUUCUCAACGACAACCGCAGUCUAACGGGCAACAAGGCCUCUCACCGUAAGAUCUCUGCGCCAACCCCAACAGGGCUUCUGCCACCGCCAGGCAAGACACCGACCGGCUCGCCCAACCGCAAAAUAUCUGUCCCAACGCCGGUCUCCGCGCCAGCCGGUGUUCAAAACGACUCUCCCCUCCAGGCCAGAAAUAGGAAAAUCUCUGCUCCAGUCGGCGGCAUGGUGCGCAAGAUUUCCAAGGCACUCGGCCGGGGUUCCGACUCGACAGACGGCGCCGCCAGCAGUCCGCAGGGCAAAUACGGAAAAUCCCGGGACGAGUGUCCUCCCAGUCCACGACCCAAGCAUGACAACUCGCCGAGCCCAAAGCCGCGUGACAGGUCACGCAGUCCCAGGCCAGCUGAUGGACACUCGCGUAGUCUACGACCCGGCGAUGGCCGAUCUCGCUCCAGAAGUCCGGCGCCGCGCGGGGCCGACUCAGGAUACCGCUCGGACCGCAGCGCGCGUUCACCACGGCCCCGCUCGCGCAGUCCCGACGUCAGAAAGGCAGCCUCAGCACGGGGCCGCUCACCGUCGCCUAACCCCCGAACGAAGGACGCCUCCGCGCGGAGAGGCCGCUCCAAGAGUCCGUCUCCGCGCGCGUCCGGCGCUCGUUCGCCGAGUCCGGCGCCGGGGAGGAAGGCAGCGUCUGGUGGGAGCUCGCGACUGCGUCACACCAAGUCAGCCAACACUCUGGGAGUGAACGGACAUGAUGCAGGCCAAGGAAAACCGGGCCGACAGAGCUCCAACAGACUUCGACCGCCGUCAAGGUGAUGCGAUAUGACACAUAACUGCGAACAGGAGACUUUGGUGAUACGUCUGUCGCGUAGGGCGAACGUGUUAUAAGCUGUUUGCCAUUUGCUAGACAAAUGUAUUACGCUAAUGACGAACCAGAAAGUACUAACAGCACACGUCUGGGCCGAGGCUUGCGAGUUCUAACUGUGAGUGGACUGAAGUCCUCAAAGGGUUGAUACCAGCUCCUUAAAAUGCAGGAACUUUGUGUGCUAGUUCACUGACAGCAACGUAAUGAACAUACUGAACUGAUGAACAUACUGUUUGUGAUGCAAAAGGUUCAAAAUAUGCAAUGUGCACGAAUAGUUUCGGAGUUAAUUGCAAUGCAACGAACGUAGAAUUCAGCUUGACACCAUAGCCGUAGCCCGGUGGCGUAGGAUUGAUCACUGUAUGCAUGCAUGUGCAUCACUGUAUGUAUGCAUGUGUAAACUUGACUAGUUACGUGCUACAAAAUAGGUACACAAUUGAUUCAAUUCAUGUUUUGCUGUCUGAGUUGCCUUAAAUUGUACUUUUCUUUCCAAAGAGUGCACUUCAAAGAACAACUCUGUUUUUGAGGCAGCGUGUCGCUUCAUAACUGUCGAAAUAAAUGACACUUAUAAUCCCUUUUUAAUUCCGGCAUGUUUCCGCUCCUUGA